AUGGGAUUUGCCACCAUUGGAUACCCAACAAGACACCAUAAGAGGCGGAAACUGCCUGAUCAUCAAAACUGCCCAGUAUACUACCAUAACAAUAAUAAAAACGUACGAACUAAAAGAAAUAAAAGGAUAACUACCAUAAAGCUCAUAUCAAAUACAGAUGAUACGUCCAUAUUAGUACAGAGUAAUAGACGACCUCGAAAGAAAAUAACUUUUCAAGAUCUUCCGUGUGAAAUUAUUCAAAGAAUAUUUAUUAUGACAAAUGAUACAACGUGUAUGCCAUUGUUAAACAAGUUUUUCUUUGAUUGUUUGCGCCCAUCUUACUAUUUAAUACGGCAGAUAUUGAUAGAACGAUAUCUUUUCAAUCCUAAGAAGUAUGGGAUUGAAAGAUGUCUACAAGAUGAUGGAUAUUUAGUCAAUCCAGAAAUAUUUGAUAAUACUUUAUUCGCAGGAUAUUUCCUUACCCAUAUAUCGUCACUACCAGUACCAAUUGAUCUUUUUGCACCAAGAAGUCUCGUUCCUUAUCUACAUGAUGAAAACAUACCAGAUGACUUCGUAUUCGAUAUUAGUCGACUUGGUAAAGGAGAAUUUGAUCUUCCAAUGUAUUUUUAUCAUAAUUUCGAUGUAUAUUGUAAUAAUCCUUCAAUUUUGCAAACACUUUCAAAAUAUUUUACGAUAUCAAAUAUACCUUUGAUUCUAGAAAAUUUUUUAGAUUGGUCAUUAAGUUAUGGAACACAUUAUGGUUGUUCUACGAUUGUGGAAGUACUCAUAUGUGUUGCAUCAUUUUUAAACUCAAGAAACAUAUCUAUUAAUUCGCAACAUCUAAUGGUAAUAGCUUUGCAUAGAUUGUAUAAUUAUAAUAUGUCAGAUCCAUUAAACCACUGGCGAAAACUUUUUAAUUCUUCAAAUGAUGAAAAGAUUAAUAAUUAUAAAGAAGAAUUUAUUCAACAAAUAAUAAAUCUUUUCUACGGGAUUAAAAAUGAGAACGGAACAAAACUUUUAUCAGGAAAUGAAAUUUGGCGGAUCCUUGUUGACCUUUCAAAUAUGAAACUCAUCGGUGUCUUCACAAAAUAUGGAGUGUAUCCGGAGAUCUCUAUGAUAGGUGCUACUUAA
Messenger RNA from Maudiozyma saulgeensis, 1110 nucleotides. The record is from the annotation of a GenBank genome assembly. NCBI's taxonomy places the organism in Eukaryota, Fungi, Ascomycota, Saccharomycetes, Saccharomycetales, Saccharomycetaceae.